Asparagus officinalis (garden asparagus) is the source of this 2840-nucleotide messenger RNA. Its product is annotated as probable boron transporter 2. Lineage: Eukaryota; Viridiplantae; Streptophyta; Magnoliopsida; Asparagales; Asparagaceae. Gene Ontology annotation, cellular component: plasma membrane. Gene Ontology annotation, molecular function: solute:inorganic anion antiporter activity. The record is from RefSeq and is a predicted model, not a curated record. The transcript is spliced from 12 exons. Gene Ontology annotation, biological process: transmembrane transport; monoatomic anion transport; monoatomic ion homeostasis. Bases 480 to 2615 code for a protein of 711 amino acids.
AAACCUUUCUCCUCUUAUAUAUUUGAUACCCGCCCUUCAUACCUUCUCAUAAUUUUUCUCCCCUCCUCCAUCCAUUUCUUGUAGAAUCCUAAUGCAAGCGAAAGGUUUAGCUUCAACUGUAUCCGCGUCAUGUAAACUUCAUCCCCAGUCUAAUUCUUUGUGUGCUGUUGCUUAGUGCUUGAGUCGGGCUUGUUCUUUUGACCACAGCUAAGCUUUCAUAAGUUCAAAUCAUGUAAAUCUGUUCUUUUGAUCAUAACUUACUUAUUCUUUUUUCCUCUUUAUAAUGUACUUAGCUAACCCAUGACCAACAUCAGAAGUGGUUCAGUCAUGAAUUUUCCUUAGAUUAGCAGACUCUUACAACCUAAUCUUAAAACUAACCACUGAGACACUAUACGUUUAUACUUCUAUACUGUAACAACAAAAGGAUGUAGAGCUUUUCCCCCCCUUUACCACAAGCAACAUUUUAGUGCAACAUAAGCAUGGAGGAAACAUUUGUACCGCUUCGGGGAAUCAAGAAUGAUCUGAAGGGACGGUUGGCUUGCUACAAGCAAGACUGGACUGGAGGUUUCAAUGCUGGCAUCAGGAUUUUGGCACCCACCACUUAUAUAUUUUUUGCGUCGGCUAUCCCAGUCAUAUCAUUUGGAGAACAAUUGGACAGAAAUACCGAUGGGCUUAUUACAGCAGUUCAGACACUGGCAUCAACUGCAAUUUGCGGAAUCCUACACUCGAUAAUAGGAGGUCAGCCUUUGUUGAUCCUUGGGGUGGCAGAGCCAACUGUGCUUAUGUACGCCUUCAUGUUCAACUUUGCCAAAGAUAGAUCAGAUUUGGGUCCAACUCUGUUUCUAGCAUGGGCUGGAUGGGUUUGUGUAUGGACAGCCUUCUUGCUUAUUUUGUUGGCAGUUCUAGGUGCAUGCUCCAUUAUCAACAGAUUUACUCGUAUUGCAGGCGAACUGUUUGGUCUUCUGAUUGCUAUGCUCUUCAUGCAGCAGGCAAUUAAAGGUCUAGUGGAUGAGUUUCGCGUACCACAGAGAGAAAACCCAAAGGCAUUAGAGUUUGCUCCAUCUUGGAGGUUCAGCAAUGGAAUGUUUGCUCUCGUUCUGUCGUUUGGUCUUCUGCUCACUGCACUAAGAAGUAGGAAAGCAAGAUCAUGGCGAUAUGGAAGUGGCUGGAUACGAGGACUCAUUGCCGAUUAUGGAGUGCCACUAAUGGUCCUUGUCUGGACCGGGAUUUCUUACAUACCAUCUGGUAAUGUUCCGAAAGGAAUCCCAAGACGCCUUUUCAGCCCAAAUCCAUGGUCUCCUGGCGCUUAUGAGAACUGGACAGUCAUCAAGGAUAUGACGAAUGUGCCGAUCCUCUACAUAAUUGGAGCAUUCAUCCCAGCAACAAUGAUAGCAGUCCUCUAUUAUUUUGACCACAGUGUAGCGUCUCAACUAGCUCAGCAGAAGGAAUUCAACCUGCGCAAACCAGCAUCGUUCCAUUAUGAUCUACUGCUUUUAGGCUUCCUGACCUUACUGUGUGGUCUUCUUGGAAUCCCUCCAUCAAAUGGUGUGAUCCCACAAUCCCCAAUGCAUACAAAAAGUCUCGCGACUCUCAAACAUCAGAUUCUUCGCAGUCGGCUAGUAAAUACAGCAAGAAAAAGCAUGAGUCAAAAUUCAAGCCUCACGCAGCUCUAUGGAAACAUGCAAGAGGCUUAUCAGCAAAUGCAGACCCCGUUAAUCUACCAGGAGCAAUCUGCUCGCAAAUUGAAGGAAUUAAAGGACUCAACAAUCCAAAUGGCAUCAAUUACGGGGAGCAUGGACGCACCAGUUGAUGAGACGGUGUUUGACAUCGAAAAAGAAAUAGAUGAUCUCCUACCCGUUGAGGUAAAAGAACAGCGCCUAAGUAACUUGUUGCAGUCAGCUAUGGUAGGAGUCUGUGUUGCUGCGAUGCCAUUCCUUAAGAUGAUACCGACUUCAGUUCUCUGGGGUUACUUCGCUUUCAUGGCAAUCGAAAGCUUACCUGGUAACCAGUUCUGGGAGAGGAUCCUCUUGCUCUUCACAGCUCCAGGCAGGAGAUACAAGGUCCUUGAAGGGUACCACGCGACAUUCGUGGAGACCGUACCAUUUAAGACGAUUGUAACGUUCACUCUUUUCCAGACAACUUACUUGCUGAUAUGUUUCGGGAUAACAUGGAUACCGAUAGCGGGGGUCUUAUUUCCUCUCAUGAUCAUGCUCUUAGUUCCUGUUAGGCAAUACUUCAUGCCCAAGCUUUUCAAAGGGGCACACCUAACUGACCUAGACGCAGCGGAGUACGAAGAGUCUCCGGCUUUAGCGUACGAAGUGGAAUUUGAUAUGGGGGUGAGAAAUUUACAGGCGGAGAGUGCAGAGAUUCUUGAUGAGUUAGUGACGAGGAGUCGCGGGGAGAUAAGACGAUUUAGUAGUCCGAAGGUGACAAGUUCUACUGGGACACCGGCCUCAGAUUUGCAUGGGCUUCAAAGCCCCCGGGUUUUGCAUAGUCCUCGCGUGAGCGAGCUGAGACGAGAGCAAAGUCCUCGUGUUGGUGGAAGAGGAGGACGACUCAGUCCAGGGAGUGGAAAAACAACACCAUCAAAGUUCGCAGGUUCAACUCCAAAGUAACAAGGAAUGGCUCCAAUAAAUCGGUCAUGAAUGAUUCCCCCAAAUAUUUCUCAAUGCUUAUGUUGCUUCUAUUGUAUUGUUUAAUAUGGUUAUGCUUGCUACUUGAUCAUGUAUCUUCUCCUUCUUCUUCUUCUUCUUUUUCUUUCUUUUUUAAUUGGCUCGGAGAUGUAAUGUCUAAAAUAAAAUGCUUGAUACUAAAACAGGUUUCGAAUGUUUUCAAGUUCA